This is a messenger RNA of Debaryomyces hansenii CBS767, 975 nucleotides long. RefSeq lists its product as uncharacterized. Gene Ontology annotation, cellular component: cytoplasmic ubiquitin ligase complex; cytosol. NCBI's taxonomy places the organism in Eukaryota, Fungi, Ascomycota, Pichiomycetes, Serinales, Debaryomycetaceae. The record is from RefSeq and is a predicted model, not a curated record. Gene Ontology annotation, biological process: nucleophagy; autophagy of mitochondrion; autophagosome assembly. The transcript has a single exon. Bases 1 to 975 code for a protein of 324 amino acids. Gene Ontology annotation, molecular function: Atg8-family ligase activity.
AUGUUAAGAUCCAAGCUAUCAUCUUUGAGGGAGUACUUGACUCCCAUAAGACAUACAUCUGAUUUCACCACCACAGGCGAAAUAUCGCCCGAAGAGUUUGUAGAAGCUGGGGACUACUUGGUGUACAAAUUCCCGACCUGGCAAUGGAGCUCAGCACCCGAUAAGUUGAAGAAGGACUUCUUACCUCCAGACAAACAAUAUCUUAUUACCAAGCAUGUAUCUUCAUACCAGAGGGCUGUUACGUAUUUGGGGAUCAAAAGCGACUUAGAUGAGGAUGAAGAAGAGUUGGAGGAUGGAUGGGUUAAAUCACAUAAAAUCAACAACGAUCCAUCCCGGUUGAAGACUGAUGCACUGGGAGAGAAUUCAGGCGGUAAUACGAAUGAUAACGAUGAUACUAAUGAAAUUAAUGAUAUUGAUGAAUUAAUCGAUGAGAAUGCGGAGGAACAGAGCUCGGAAGAUGAGAACGAUUUUGAAGAAUUGGUUGAAACCAAUGCAAACAGCAAUUUGCGGAAGUACGAUUUGUAUAUCACGUACUCCACUUCUUACAGGGUUCCCAAGAUGUAUCUUGUGGGAUUCAAUUCUAACGGGAUCCCAUUGCUCCCUAAACAGAUGUUCGAAGACAUUUCGGGCGAUUAUAGAGACAAGACUGCAACAAUAGAGACCUUGCCUGUCUCUUAUAACACUAUGUCGGUAUCGAUCCAUCCAUGUAAGCAUUCGUCUGUCAUGAAAGUUUUGAUGGCUCACGCAGCGGCAUCGAAGAAGAGGGAAAAUCCAGCAGAUUUAACAGACCUAGCAGAACAAACAGGAUCGUUAAAUUUAAAAGAUAAAGUCCCUGGUAGAGAUUUUGGCGAGGACGUCGACAUCGAAGAAAAUGUUCCUGGUAUAAGAGUUGAUCAAUAUUUAAUCAUUUUCUUGAAAUUUAUUGCAAGUGUCACUCCCGGUAUCGAAUAUGACUACACUAUGGAUGCGUUAUGA